Molecule: messenger RNA, 2169 nt
Organism: Anopheles moucheti
Lineage: Eukaryota; Metazoa; Arthropoda; Insecta; Diptera; Culicidae
Gene: Cep89
Product: protein Cep89 homolog
Exons: 5
Coding region: 312-1997 (561 amino acids)
Biological process (GO): mitochondrion organization; cilium assembly; chemical synaptic transmission
Cellular component (GO): ciliary transition fiber; centriole
Source: RefSeq, a predicted model, not a curated record
GCAACCGCACACGGUGUUUGUUUGUUUAUUUGCUCCUGGCAUUUGUAACUAACCGAAUUUUACGCGACGAAUUUCCACACUUUCUUCAAUGAAACACGCGCCAACGCUGGGCGCAGUUAAUUUUCUGCUGGUUCGUCAAGGUAUUUCCCAUCGAUUUCCGUUCAGUUUCGGGUGUGCCCGCAGGUUAUCGUCUUUCCCGCGUGCAGAUAAGUUCCGUAUGCAAAUGAAGUGAUUGUUUUUCUUGGCUGGGUGUUUCCGUGGUGUAAGGGAGACGCUAAAAUGUACAUCCUUAAAAUGAAUACAAAAGGAUCAUGUGCUCCCGAUUGCCGAAGCGUCACAACGUAGAACCUGUGUUCCGUAUAGUUUCCCAGCUCUUUGCUGGCCAAUCCGACCUGUCGUCUUCCGUUAGCACUACCGAUCAAAUGGGUGACUUUUACCGAAUGCCUGCCGACACGAUCCACGAACAGGAUGCGUUCCUUCCUGUGAAAAAGCUCCCCAAGCGCCGAGUCCAUCGGAAAUCGCGAUCAAAUGGUGCGGCUCUAAUGCAUUCCGGGACGAUCGUGAGCCGUAGUAAAAGCGUGGAUGAUUUAACAGCACCGGGCGUUGCUUCCGAAUCCGAUACCGAUGAAAAUGCAACAACCAAAAUGAACCGUACGAUCACAUCAGGACACAACACGGAAAAACUAAUUCAAUUGAAGGAUCAACAGAUUGCAAAGUUAAUCAAAAAGCUAACCGCGGUGUUUGAAUGCAACAAUCAGUUUGCAGUUGAACAUGAAAAACUACAAAAGGAGUACCAGCAAGCAGUUCAAAACCUGCGCACACUGGAAACGAUCCAGGCAAAGAGCUGCGACCGUUGCGCAUCGUUCGACGCUGAGCGGAACCAGCUGGCGAAAGAGAAUGGGGAUCUGCGAAACGAUGUAAAAAUGAUGAAGAUUCUGGUGUACCGGUUGAACGUACAGAUCGAACGGUACCAGGACACGAUACGGGACGGGAAGAACAGCAUUCCGAAGCUCGAUUUUGUCGACAGUACGUACGGUGGGGCGAAGGACAAUCUUAACUGGGGACCGGUAAACUCACACACGCUCGGUCCGUUGCUGAAUGCGUACGAGGAAGCGAUCGCCGAGAAGAUGGAUCUUGUGCAGCAGUACGAAUCAGAGCUGGCCAGCUUUACCGGGAAGUUGAAAAAGGUGCUGGAAGAGAAUGAAGCAUUGCAAAAGGCCAACGAAGAAGUGCGUGCCGGGCAAGCGGGCUGGUCGUCGGAAAAGGCACGCCUACAGGCGCAGGUUGACGUGUUGCGAAGUAAAGCGGAAGUGCAGGGCAAACGUGCCGAUUUAGCCAAAGAAAAGUUGGUGGAGGUGUUAAAAUGCUACGAACAAAAAGUACAAGCGCAAAAUUUAGACAUUGAACGACUUCAAGAGGCAUACUCACGCGCAAAAGGUGAGCUAACAUCACUGCGAAAUCUUCACCAAAACCCAGAAGUGGUAGCGGAUAGCCUGAAGGAAUGCCAGAAACUGCUGGAAGAAUUACGAAUGCAGCACACCAACGAACGCACGCGAUCAGCAAAGGAAACGGAAACAAUCAAAGCCGACUUACAGCAGAAGUCAACCGAACUAGAGCAACUGCGCCAAGAUUAUCAACAGCAGCAGCACAUCUUCGAGCGGCAAAAAGAAAUCAAUGAAAUCCUCAUGGGAAAGAAUGCCACACUGAAGCAAACGCUCGAACGCGCCAGACAAUCGAAGGAAAUACUAAAGCAGCGCCUCAAAACGAUGAUCAGCUGGGGCAAAGGAUCGGAACAGCGCAAAGAUCAGCUGCAGGAGUGUUGGCGUAACAUUCGCGCGUUGCAGGAGCAGCUGCAGCAGCGCGAUCUACAGCUGCAAACGCUGCAGCAACGCUUCCAACACGAACAAGAUCAGCUGCAGCGUCGACUGCGCCAGCGGGAAGACACACUGCGUAAGAUAUUGGCCGAUAAGGCACAGUUUACUCACCGUCGUAGUUGAGGCACACUGACACAGAAGUGUGUCCAUAUGUACUAGUCAAAAGGAAUCGCUUAUUACUGAAAUAUAACGAAGGAUAUAACGGUGUAAGAAGCUAAACAUAACACAACCCGUUGGUGGCUUGGUUCGUUGUUCGUAUUGCAUAUUGAUCGAUUAAUUUCGGCUCUCUUUUAUU